Molecule: messenger RNA, 474 nt
Organism: Penicillium alfredii
Lineage: Eukaryota; Fungi; Ascomycota; Eurotiomycetes; Eurotiales; Aspergillaceae
Exons: 2
Coding region: 1-474 (157 amino acids)
Source: RefSeq, a predicted model, not a curated record
AUGGCUGAUCUUAAACCUCCAUUCACGGCAGAGACCGCCCACAAAAAGGUCAAGGCCGCGCAGAACAUGUGGAAUACACAAGACCCUUCUCGAACCGCGCAGGCCUAUACCCCGACCUGUAUCUGGCGCAAUCGCACUUCUUUUUUGGCGGGAACCGACGCCAUCAUCGAGUUCCUGACAGCCAAGUGGAACCGCGAACGUAGCUACCGCUUGCGCAAAGAGCUAUUUGCUUUCCAGGAUGACCGCAUCGCUGUGCAGUUCUGGUACGAGUUCCAAGAUGCCGAGGAUGGGCUGCGCUGGAAGCGGUGCUAUGGACUCGAGGAUUGGACGUUUGAUCGCGACACGGGGAAGAUGUGCAAGCGAAUGAUGAGUGGGAAUGAUGUGCUGGUCGGACCGGAUGGUAAUGGCGAGGGGCGCUGGUUUGUAGAUGGAAUUGAUGUGAACGAGGUCGCGAUUGGUCCGGAGCACUGGUGA